Acanthisitta chloris (rifleman) is the source of this 471-nucleotide messenger RNA. It is a transcript of the gene NOL12, whose product is annotated as nucleolar protein 12. The record is from RefSeq and is a predicted model, not a curated record. Gene Ontology annotation, molecular function: RNA binding. Gene Ontology annotation, cellular component: nucleolus. The transcript has 4 exons. The annotation marks the transcript as partial. Lineage: Eukaryota; Metazoa; Chordata; Aves; Passeriformes; Acanthisittidae.
CGGCACCAGGAGUACCUGAAGAUCCUCAGCGAGAGAGAGGAAGCACUCGAGGAAGCUGAUGAACUGGAGCACUUGGUAACAUCACAGACAGAGUCUGUGAACAUCGACCACCCAAACCACAUUGUAACAGUGACUACCAUCAGUGACCUGGACCUCUCGGGCGCACGCCAGCUUGGACUGACAACCCCUGUGGGAAAAAGUGAUGGGUCAGAAGAAGAGAAAGAGAAAGGGGAAGAGGUGGUGAACAAGCCUGGAAUAACAAUGCCCAAGAAGUCCAGAAACCCCUUCUUGUCUGAAAAAAUCUCCUCCCUUACUGCCACACUGCACAUGCACAGCAAGAAAAAGACAAAAGGAAAGAGGUCCCAACGUGGCCAUGGCCCACGCAAGAAAAUCCGGAAGUCCAGCACGGGGCGAACCACCAAGACUCAGCGCCGGAGGCUGACGGGCAAAAUGGGCCGUGACCAAGACUAA